AUGGCCUUCGAAUCCUCCAGCGGCUACGUUGCGCCCUCUAAUCUUAAGGACCAUGAGGAACAAGCGCUUCCAGUCUUCAACUUGGAGCGAGUCGCGCUCCAGUUCUCGGUUGCUUCAGACUUCGUCGCAGCCCAGGUAGCUAAUGAUAUUCUCAUCUUGGCUUUGACGACAGGCAGGAUACUCAGAAUAGAUCUAAGCAAUCCUGCCGACAUAGAUGACAUCGACCUUCCCAAGAAGACUACUGAAGUCGGAAUUAUACGUCGACUAUUCCUCGAUCCCUCUGCAUCGCACCUUAUCAUAACAACUACACUCAAUGAAAACUUCUAUCUCCAUGCACAAUCAAGACAACCGAAAGCUCUAUCGCGCUUGAAGGGCGUCAACAUCGAGUCGAUAUCCUGGAAUCCUUCCCAACCGACGUCUACGACGCGUGAAAUCUUGAUCGGUGCGGCGGAUGGCAACAUUUAUGAGCUCUACAUCGAGCAAUCGACUGAGUUUUACCGUCGGGAGGAGCGAUUCUGUAAACAUGUAUACAGGGCGGACAGUGCAAUUACAGGUAUAUGGACAGACACUCUUCCGGGAAGACAAGACACGCGCCGAGUUCUCGUGGCAACGGAAUCAAAGCUUCUUCACUUCGUAGGCAAAGUCGGCAGACCAGGUCACGAAGGCAGCGCAUCGAUUUACUCUCGAAUGUUUGAAGGCGAAGCACCCACAGUGCACAGUGUUCCGGGAACUUCGCAGGCUGCAGUAUCAAGCCUGGCUAUCUCCCCUGAGUCGCCAGAAGAUUCUGUUUCUGCUGGAGAGGAAAGGGUGUUCGCUUGGCUUACGUCGAGAGGGGUGUUUCAUGGCAAGCUCCUUACGUCGCCUGAUCCAUCUGAGCUAGGCAACAGAGUUUACUCAGAGGCCAAGACCCUUCCACGAUCAGUCAUACCACCAUCACAAAGCUCGACCGGGCGACCGCGAGCUUCACAGGAUAAUGUCGCUUCCAUGGUCUUGACUCAAUGGCACGUCCUGCAGUUGGUUGAAGGAAGAUUAGUGGCUAUCAAUAGACUAGAUGAAACAGUCGUACUCGAUCAAGAGGUCUUGGAGCAAGGUCAAAGCAUACUCGGCUUGGUGGCGGAUAUGAAGAAGAACACGUUCUGGCUGUUCACAUCCCAAGCGAUCUUCGAAAUCGUCGUAGAAGACGAAAGUCGAGAUAUCUGGCGAAUAAUGCUUCGAAACAAGAAUUUCGAGGCUGCUUCGAAGUUUGCAAAGACGCCCGAGCAUAGAGAUGCUGUCUCGACUGCAUAUGGUGAUCAUCUCGUUGGACGGAACCAGUACAUGGAGGCGGCCGUGGUUUACGGGCGCAGCACGAAACCCUUUGAGCAAGUCUCUCUGACUCUCAUCGAUGCGGGAGAGCAAGACGCUCUUCGAAGGUACCUGACGACGAAAUUGCAAAACAUGAAGAAAACUGCGACCAUGCAACGGAUCAUGUUGGCGACAUGGCUGGUAGAGAUCUACAUGGCGAAGCUGAACUCACUGGACGAUACAAUCACCACCAAGGCAGAGCUUUCUGAAAGUAUGAAUACUGCCGAAACACAAGACCGCUUGUCAGGAGUGCGGAAGGAGUUCCAAGACUUUGCGUCCAAAUAUCGAUUGGAUCUGGACCGAAAGACAACCUACGAUAUCAUCAGUAGUCAUGGUCGCGAAGAGGAAUUGCUCUACUUUGCGAAUGUCAUCAACGACUACAACUACGUAUUAUCAUACUGGGUGCAACGCGAGCGGUGGAGGGAAUCGCUUGAUGUGCUCAUGAAACAGACCGAUCCGGAUAUCUUUUACAAAUAUAGCAGUGUGUUGAUGAUUCAUGCCCCAGCUGAAAUGGUCGACAUCAUGAUGAGACAGACAAACCUUGAUGCGCGCAAACUCAUACCUGCAUUCCUGAACUACAACAACACUACGACCUCGACAUCUCUAGCACAGAACCAAGCAGUUCGCUACCUCCAGGACGAGAUCAACCGGCGCAACUCUACAGACGCGGCAGUUCACAACACACUGAUCUCUAUAUACGCAUCGAGCCGGUCCCAGGAUGAAACGGCACUUCUUACCUAUCUUGAACAACAGUCGUACUCCUCUGAGCAACAUUACGACGCCGACUUUGCUCUCCGACUUUGCAUCGAGCAUGACCGAGUUCAGAGCUGCGUACACAUAUACAGCUCGAUGGGCCAGCCAAUUCAAGCAGUAGAUCUAGCACUGAAGCACGACAAGAUCGAUCUUGCCACUUCUGUAGCCAACCGCUCGGAUGUCACACCAGCCCUACGGAAGAAGCUGUGGCUCGCAGUCGCUAGAAAAGUCAUCAGCCAGACGCAGGGCAUCAAAGCAGCCAUUGAACUGCUGCAAAAGUGCGACCUACUCAAGAUAGAAGACCUCAUUCCCUUCUUUCCCGAUUUUGUCGUCAUUGACGACUUUAAAGAAGAGAUUUGCAAGGCACUCGAGCAGUAUUCACAGAACAUGGAUAGAUUGCGUGAAGAGAUGGAUGCGAGUGAGGAAACGGCGAGGCAUAUCAAAUCGGACAUUAAAGCCCUCGAUCAGCGAUACGCAAUCGUCGAGCCUGGUGAGAGAUGUUACGUAUGUCGUCUGCCAUUGUUGGCAAGGCAAUUCUUCGUCUUCCCUUGCCAACAUGCGUUCCACAGUGACUGCUUGGGCAAGAAGGUUGUGGAGCUUGUGGGUACUGCGAGAGGGAGAAAGAUCAGAGACGUAGAGAUGGAAGUGAGCAAGGGCACCAGUGUGGGUGCGAAGAGGGAGAAACUAGUCAAAGAGCUGGAUGCUCUGGUGGCAGGGUCAUGCGAGCUCGCCGUGCGGCUCAUUGAUGAGCCUUUUACGACGUCUGCAGACAACAAGGAUGAAUGGGCUUUGUGA
This is a messenger RNA of Pseudovirgaria hyperparasitica, 2892 nucleotides long. RefSeq lists its product as uncharacterized. Lineage: Eukaryota; Fungi; Ascomycota; Dothideomycetes; Acrospermales; Acrospermaceae. The transcript has 3 exons. Gene Ontology annotation, biological process: endosome organization; organelle fusion; vacuole organization. Gene Ontology annotation, cellular component: HOPS complex; endosome. Gene Ontology annotation, molecular function: protein-macromolecule adaptor activity. The record is from RefSeq and is a predicted model, not a curated record. The coding region runs from base 1 to 2892 and encodes 963 amino acids.